This is a messenger RNA of Ciona intestinalis (vase tunicate), 2675 nucleotides long. NCBI's taxonomy places the organism in Eukaryota, Metazoa, Chordata, Ascidiacea, Phlebobranchia, Cionidae. The record is from RefSeq and is a predicted model, not a curated record.
UUCUUGUGUUUUUUUUUGCAGUUAAAAUGUAAUUACGGCUAGUGUAUAGAAUUUAAACAUUAGAGAAUCCAGAUAUGGAUACGAUACCAACUUCUAAAGAAGGAGAAUACAGUUUUCUGUGCUGGAAGCCGGCGUUUUUGAAAUGCUGCAACAACGCCAAAUGUUUUCUCUUUGUUUAUUCUCUAUUCUCUAUGGUUGCAGGCACGAUGAUUGGUGGAAUAACAAACACAAAUAUUUCUACGCUUGAGCGACGUUUCGGGUUGAGUAGCUCGCAGUCAGCUUUGGUUGUUGUUGCUUACGAUGCAGCAUUUUGUGUUCUCACCGUGUUUGUGACGUAUUUCGGAGCCACUUCAAACCGACCGAGGAUAGUUGGAUUCGGAAGCGCGAUAUUCGGACUCGGAGCGUUGGUAUACGCUCUUCCACAUUUCAUUUCUCCAUUGUAUGAGUUUGGUGAUGCCUCUCUCUCCAAUUCUUGUGACCCAUCAUCCACCACGUCCAGCUGUGCUACACCUUCUGUUGAUCUGAAUAAGUUCAUGUUCGUACUUCUAGUGGGCCAACUUCUUCUCGGUUGCGGGACAACCCCGCUCUACACUCUAGGAUUUACAUACAUUGAAGACAGCGUGCCAAAAAACUCGGCUCCAGUUUACUUAGGGUUGGCAAACGCGGCAGCACUCUUUGGUCCUGCUAUCGGAUUUUCCUGUGGCGGAUAUAUCUUGAAUAGUUAUUACGUGGAUAUUGUACAGUUGAGUAACAGCACAACUUUAACUUCAACUGAUCCACGUUGGGUUGGAGCUUGGUGGAUUGGGCCGAUGGUUAUCAUGAUUGCAUCGUGGAUAAUUGUUCUCCCAUUAAUGGGGUUUCCGAAGCAACUACCAGGAACCGCUAAAAACAGGGCUGAACGCAAAUCAGAAGUCCACAGUAGCACAAAUGACAAUCAUGAACCAGAAGAGCUCGAAAACUCAUUAAAAAACUUCCCAACCACUGUUUGGAAACUUUUGAAAAACCCAGUGUUUUGUAUGUUGACCGUGGCUGGAUGCUCAACCGGCCUAACUGUCAGCGGAUCGUCCUCCUUUAUGGCGAAGUUCAUUCAAAAUGAGUUCCACAAAUCUGCCGGGACGUCGGCCAUGUUAGCAGGUGCUAUCUUGGUACCAGCGGCAGUAGCUGGUCACUUAGCCGGCGGUGGUCUGAUCACUCGUUUCAAGAUGGAGACUCCUGCUAUUUUAAAGUUAUGUGCCGUAUCUUCGUUUCUUGUAGCGUGCGCUUCACCGCUGCUUCUACUACGUUGUGAUAACAUGCCAUUAGCUGGAACUACUGUGCCGUACCAUUAUGACGGCCUUACUGGCGGGCAAGUGCAAUCAAGAAACUUAAACUCAAGUUGUAACUCGUUGUGUAACUGCCAAGCAGAGUUUUACAGCCCUGCGUGUGACAUUGGUACUGGUGUCACCUAUUUCUCGCCCUGUCAUGGUGGUUGCAUUUUAAACGAAAGAACAACUAACUUCACUCAGAUGUACACGAAUUGCUCUUGUAUCGGUGAGAACAACACAUUGACAGAUGGUGUAUGUCCAACGUCCUGUAAUAAACUUGCUCCAUUCCUUGGCUUGGCCUUUGUAAUGGUGUUGCUGGUGUUUUUAUCCCACACACCCGCAGCUGUUGUUACACUCAGAAUCGUCCCCCCUUCCAUGCGUUCUUUCGCCGUCGGAUUGGAAUGGUUGUUUAUGCGAGCAUUAGGUACGAUUCCUGGACCGAUAAUGUACGGCAACUUCAUCGAUUCUACUUGCAUAAUAUGGCAACGGAAGUCAUGCGGGGAUGUCAGAGGGUCAUGCUGGGUGUACGAUAGUGCGGGGAUGGCUAUAACGUUCAUGGUUUUGUCUAUCGUUGGUAAUCUUGUGAGUGCGGCAUUCUACGGGUUUUCACUGUUAGUGUACAAGCCGCCAACGACAAAGAAACUGCCGGUCCUGAAUGGUCAUACAGUUGACACAAACCGGGUGUCCGAUUUACCUUUAGUAAACGGGUGUGCUGCACAAAGUAAUGGACGUCCUUCAAUGUCAGCUCAUAUUAACCAUGGUUUUGUACAUGAUGAUCCGUGAAUAUAUAAAUAGGUUGGGGUAAGAUGGGCCGUGUUAUUAUCUCUUUUAUUGUCCCGUUUGGUACCAACGAAAGUAUGUUUAGAGAACUAUGUAGCCUUAUCGCUCACGAUUGUUGUAAACCAUUAGGAAAUGUGGCAUAUUAUGCGCUUACGGUAUCCAUCUUACCCCACAGUACUAUAACAUAGUUUGCCCGAAGUGCCGCUAAAUUGCAUAAGUUUCAUUUUAUUUCAAUUAUUAUUUUUAUUAUUUUUUUUGUGACAACAUUAUAUUGUAUUUUAUUUUAUCAUACGUGGUAAAAAAGAUAGAACAAGACAAAUUCAAUUGUAGAAUUGUAUCACAAUUGCACUGCAUUGACCGUAGUCAACAUGAACGUACUAUUCAAUGGCGGAUUGUUAUUGGAAACACCAGUUAUUCCACAAUCCUGCAAGUCGCCCGUUUUAAAACGAACUUUUUACUGUAAUAUUAACAGUAGUUUCAGAUUUCACAACCAUUAAUUUAUUAAAUUUACAUUGACUGAUGAAACAAUAAUGCGCAUUAAUGUUUAAAGUACAACUUUAUAAUAAAUUUGCAAUUCUGGUUGAUGGUUCA